AUGAGAGCCACAAUCAUUGCAUUAGUUGCAAGUCUUUCCUCAAUGGUUGUUUCCAAAAAUGUGUACAACUUGCAUGCGCUUGAUAAUCAUGACCAAGCCUCAAAUGAUAAACGAGAUGCCAAAAAUGUGCCACAUUUGGACAAUUUGAAGGUGUCUUCGGAGAAUGGGAAAAGAGACGCUGAACCAAAGAAUGUAAUCAAUUUACAAGAUUUGAAAAUUGGGGUCAAUGAAGAAGAGAAUGAGAAACGAGAUGCUAAAAACACUCCCAAUUUGGUUGAUUUGAGUAACAAGUUUUUACAUGAUGAGUCUGAUAAAGAUUUGGCAAAGAGAAAGAAUACUUUUAGAAUUUCGGAUUUUAUCCAUGAAGAGAAUCAUGACAAAAGAGAUGCAAAAAAUACAUUCAAAAUUGCAAAAUUUGCUAAAGCAUCUACCAAGAAACGUGAUGGACAAGAGGUUCUCAAUCUUCCAGAUGGAGAGGAAACAAAAGAUGAUUAUGUGUUCACCUUCAACUCUGCUGAUUGCUACAAUAACUUGUUGCAAUCAAUUUUACCUCAAUUGAAAUCAGUUUCCAUUUUCGCCGGGUACAUCAGAGACAAUAAGGAACUCAACUCCAGAACCGAAUCUUUAGAAUCAAACAUGUUGAUUGUUAGUCCAACUGAUGACGCGAUCGAGAAUAAGCUUUCCAAUUUGAAACCUUGGGAAUUCCCCGCACUGUUGAAUGAAGCUAAAACUGAGCAAGAACAGGACAAGAUUUUACAAGAUAAUUUACAAAACUAUUUGGAUGGACAUAUUGUUAUUGAUUUGCAAGAUAAAAUCAGCAUUGAAGAUGGCAACGAGGACAAGGAGAAGAUUGUUGUUACUAAAUUGAAUAAUGGUGAAUUAUUGGAAAUUAAACAAGAUAUAGCCAGUCAGACAUUUUCAGUUAGAGUUGCAGCAAAACAAAAGAAAUGGAUUCCAGUUGUUACUGUAAGACAAGUUGAAAAUGGCUUCAUUUUUGUCAUUGACGAUUCCUUGGUCAAACCAUAA
This is a messenger RNA of Lodderomyces orthopsilosis Co 90-125, 1026 nucleotides long. RefSeq lists its product as uncharacterized. The transcript has a single exon. The coding region runs from base 1 to 1026 and encodes 341 amino acids. Lineage: Eukaryota; Fungi; Ascomycota; Pichiomycetes; Serinales; Debaryomycetaceae. The record is from RefSeq and is a predicted model, not a curated record.